AAAAAACCACCAACAAACAACUCCUUCCUCAAAAAGGACCAGAAGUCAUUACUACGUCGUCGUUUAUCGCCCUCCGUCGCUCCCUCUUAUAUUUGUAGUACAAUCCUUCAUAACAAUAGAACCAGACCUCCCAACCAUCAUCAGAAAAGAAAACACACACCAAAGCCUUCAUCAGAUUCGCUAAAAGCGAACACUAGGUGGAGGCAGGUGUACAUCUGAGAAGAGAUGAGGUAGUGAGAAGCUUUGAUGGAGGAUGGUAUUGUAACCUCAACUGGAGUUUGAUCCUUCCUAUCGGACCUAUUGGGGCCUACUUGCAAUGUGUAAAAAAGACUGGGGCUAUGGGUUCUGCAAAUGGCCUUGUGAAUGUCCAAAGUAAUCAACCUCUUUUUUCAUUUGGGGUCAUAACAGAUGUCCAGUAUGCUGACAUUCCCGAUGGGCGUUCAUUCCUUGGGGUUCCACGCUAUUACCGACACAGCCUUCUUGUAUUGCAAAGGGCUGUAAAGAAAUGGAACCACCGAAGGCCUAACUUCAUAAUGAAUUUUGGGGACAUUAUUGAUGGAUUUUGUCCCAAAGAGCAAUCUCUUGAUGCUGUGAAGAAACUGGUAAUGGAAUUUGAUAAUUGCAAUGGUCCCGUUUAUCACAUGAUUGGCAAUCACUGCCUCUACAAUCUCCCUCGAGAGAAAUUGCUUCCCCUUUUGAGAAUCCAUAGCCACAAUGAUCAUGCCUACUAUGAUUUUUCUCCAAUUCCUGAAUAUAGAUUUGUAAUCCUUGAUGGCUAUGAUGUCAGUGCCAUUGGCUGGCCCAAGGAUCAUCCUAAAACUUUGAAAGCCUUAAAAUUUCUAAAUGAGAAGAAUCCCAAUUCAGACAAGAAUAGUCCAAAUGGGCUGGUUGAUCUGGAGAGAAGGUUCCUUAUGUUCAAUGGAGCUGUCGGGAAAGAUCAGUUAGAAUGGUUGGAUAAUGUGCUAUCAGAUGCAACAAGGCUGAAUCAGAAAGUAGUGGUGUGCUGCCAUCUGCCUCUGGAUCCUAAUGCAUCAUCUCGUGAAGCUCUAUUAUGGAAUUAUGAUGAAGUGAUGGAAGUACUACACCGGUACAGUUGUGUCAAGGUCUGUCUAGCAGGACAUGAUCACAAGGGUGGGCAUUCAGUUGACUCUCAUGGUAUUCAUCAUCGGGUUUUUGAAGCGGCAUUGGAGUGCCCUCCAGGUACAGAUGCUUUCGGGUGUGUAGAUGUUUUUGAUGAUAGGUUAUCACUUUCUGGCACUGAUAGAAUGAAGAGCACAGAAAUGAUUUUCUGUCGUUGAUUUUUGAAAGAAUGGCAGAUUAUAGAAGUUAUGACCAAUUCUGAGUUGCAGUUACUGAUACGGAAUGUAGUUAGUAUUCACGGAAAAACCGUUUUUAUCUCAGGAAAGUGUAAGAUGGUUACGCUGAUCUAUAUUAAUCUGGAUUUCCUUCCAAGAAGUCCACCAUUGAUACUAUACUAUGAUGAUCCUUUUUCUUGUUCGUGGAGCCUUUGAUUGAACCAAAAAUCAAUAAAUCUCAAACAUUGUUGUUAGU
Messenger RNA from Coffea arabica (coffee), 1551 nucleotides. RefSeq names its product manganese-dependent ADP-ribose/CDP-alcohol diphosphatase-like. NCBI's taxonomy places the organism in Eukaryota, Viridiplantae, Streptophyta, Magnoliopsida, Gentianales, Rubiaceae. Gene Ontology annotation, molecular function: ADP-ribose diphosphatase activity; CDP-glycerol diphosphatase activity; manganese ion binding. The record is from RefSeq and is a predicted model, not a curated record.